AUGGCGGAUACACAAGGCGAGAGCUCCACCCAGCAGAGAGUCACUCGACCACGCAGAAAGAGGGCGGCAGAUGUCGACAAUGAUGAGCCUGAAGCAUCCACAGCAGUGAUUGCAGAUGAAAAACAAGCAAAGCCACGAGCUGUCAAGGUGGCCAGAACACAGGUGACUGAAGAGGAAGACGUUGCCAAACAGCGCUUGAAGCUGAGAAAAGUCGCACAAGAGACGAAAGGCAUCAUCCCGUUCAUCUUGACGUUGAUGCCCCAAGCUCCGCCCGAUGCAACCUAUUAUUCGACUAUAGGAGUGCCUCCGUUGGAUCGGAAAUACUGCCCCAAAGUGCAAACGCUGGUGAAAGUGGUAGAAGGGGAUACUUUCGAUACUGCAAUCAAUCUCGCCAAUGCUGCCCAGUUCCUCAAUCACAAGGAUACCACACCUGUCUGCGUUCUGAAUAUGGCAAACGCGACGCAUCUGGGUGGAGGUUGGGAGGGUGGAGUAAUGGCUCAAGAAGAAGCGCUCUGUUUCCGGAGUUCCCUCAGCGCGACUCUUAACCCGGACUUUUAUCCCAUGGAACCCCUGGGUGCCGUUUACUCGCCGAGCGUUGUUAUCUUUCGGGAAAACGUGCUGAAAGACCACCGCUGGAUGGAUUUGGGAAAGACUGAGUGGCUCCCCAUUGUCAGUAUCAUCAGUAUGGCAGCGAUGAUCCAACCGUCACUUGAUGAGACCGUGAAACCGCCCAAAUAUAAGAACCAAAAGGAUCGAGAAUUGACGAAAGGCAAGAUGCGACUCGUUCUGCGCAUGGCAGCAAUUCACAAUCAUCGGAGGCUGGUCUUGGGCGCUCUCGGCUGUGGUGUUCUUCGGCAUCCCAAGGAAGAGGUCGCACAUUGUUGGUUGGAGGUCUUGCAAGAGACGGAAUUCAAGGAAUGGUUUGAAGCUAUCGUUUUCGCCGUCUAUGAUGGCCCCCAGCAGAAAGCUUUGGGUAUUGGCAAUUUCCGGACAUUUCACGAAAUCUUGGAUGGAGCCCAAUUAUGA
Aspergillus clavatus NRRL 1 is the source of this 1026-nucleotide messenger RNA. RefSeq lists its product as uncharacterized. Lineage: Eukaryota; Fungi; Ascomycota; Eurotiomycetes; Eurotiales; Aspergillaceae. Bases 1 to 1026 code for a protein of 341 amino acids. The transcript has a single exon. The record is from RefSeq and is a predicted model, not a curated record.